AUGGACAUUUUCCAGCUGAUCGCGGACUUCCUGCACCUGCUGGCGAUGGUGCAGCUGCUGCUGGUGAUCCGGACCACCCGCGUGACCACCGGGCUGUCCGCCAAGACGCAGCUGCUGUUCCUCUCGGUGUUCGUGAUCCGCUACUUCGGGUUCCUGUUCGACAGUCCGUUCACAGGCAUCCACAUCUACUUCUCGAUCAUGAAGAUCCUGUUCCUGGGGAUGACGGGCAUGACCUUUUACCUGAUCCGGUUCAAGCGGCCCUACUGCUCCUCGUACAGCCCGCAGGCGGACUCCUUCCCCUUCUGGGUGCUCUACGGGGUGGCCUUCUUCCUGACCCUCCUCAGCAACAGUUCCCUCCUCGGCUGGGCCCGCUCCUACUCCAUCUGGCUCGAGAGCUUCGCGAUCAUCCCGCAGCUGACCAUCCUGCGCAAGACCAAGGAGGUGGACAGCCUCACGGGGCAGUACAUACUGAUGCUGGGACUGUACCGGGCCCUCUACGUGGUGCACUGGUUCUACGCCUUCUUCGCCUACGACAUGCUGAUCUGGGUCAACAUCCUGGGCGGUUCCCUCCAGACCGCCCUCUACCUGGACUUCUGCUACUACUACCUGGUCGCCAAGCAGGAGCAGGGUAAGUUCAAGCUGCCCAUCUGA
Hippocampus zosterae (dwarf seahorse) is the source of this 651-nucleotide messenger RNA. Its product is annotated as ER lumen protein-retaining receptor-like. Gene Ontology annotation, cellular component: membrane; cis-Golgi network; endoplasmic reticulum. Bases 1 to 651 code for a protein of 216 amino acids. The record is from RefSeq and is a predicted model, not a curated record. Gene Ontology annotation, molecular function: ER lumen protein retrieval receptor activity. NCBI's taxonomy places the organism in Eukaryota, Metazoa, Chordata, Actinopteri, Syngnathiformes, Syngnathidae. The transcript has a single exon. Gene Ontology annotation, biological process: protein retention in ER lumen; endoplasmic reticulum to Golgi vesicle-mediated transport.